AUGGCAUACGAAAUGGUCAGCCCGCAGGGCCAAACAAUUGUGCAUCAGCAACAUGUCCCUGCGAGACGAGGCAUGUCACGCUGGUGGCCCGUCUCCUUCUUCAUCGCUGCCAUCAUCUUCUUCAUCAUUGGGGGAGGUCUCAUGGGCGCAUGGGCUGCCAGCUUCGACGGCUACGCCUAUUACACCGACGGCAACUGGUAUGGCGCCAUAGCCUGCUUCGUCAUUGCCAGUCUUCUCAAGUUGACCGCCUGGAUUCUUCUCAUCGUUUGGUGUGUAAAGGGGAGGAACCGGGCCCAGCCAUCGACGACCGUCACCUACGUCAACCCGCCGCCCGUGAACGGCGCUUAUGCCGCGCCGCCGCAGAAUUACUUCCAGCAGCCUUACAAUGAGGAUCCGACAAAGUCGCAGGCUCCUGCUCCGGUCUAUCAGAACGUCGAGCCUGUCCCGAUGCAAUACGGGGAGACGGCGCGCUAUUGCGGCAACUGCGGCAAUGCUACUACAACACCAUUCUGUGCUCAGUGCGGGGGAAAGGUUUUCUGA
Molecule: messenger RNA, 540 nt
Organism: Metarhizium brunneum ARSEF 3297
Lineage: Eukaryota; Fungi; Ascomycota; Sordariomycetes; Hypocreales; Clavicipitaceae
Source: RefSeq, a predicted model, not a curated record